Messenger RNA from Trichomycterus rosablanca, 2147 nucleotides. It is a transcript of the gene slc13a1, whose product is annotated as solute carrier family 13 member 1. The coding region runs from base 1 to 1788 and encodes 595 amino acids. The record is from RefSeq and is a predicted model, not a curated record. Gene Ontology annotation, biological process: transmembrane transport. Lineage: Eukaryota; Metazoa; Chordata; Actinopteri; Siluriformes; Trichomycteridae. Gene Ontology annotation, molecular function: sodium:sulfate symporter activity. The transcript has 15 exons. Gene Ontology annotation, cellular component: membrane.
AUGGGUGCCUUUAUAGAAGAAGUUUGGAGCUAUCGGAAUCUGCUCAUUAUUAUUCUCACACCACUGUUACUGCUACCACUGCCUCUGGUCAUCAAGACACAAGUGGCUCAAUGUGCGUUUACAAUGUUACUGAUGGCAGUGUACUGGAUGACAGAAGCAUUGCCUCUUUCUAUAACUGCACUUCUUCCAGCAUUGCUCUUUCCUUUCUUCGGCAUAAUGAAAUCAUCAGUGGUUGCUACAAUGUAUUUCAAAGACUUCCACUUACUUCUGCUUGGGGUCAUCUGUCUGGCAACCUCUAUUGAGAAGUGGGCUCUCCACCGUCGAAUUGCCCUCAGACUGGUCACAAUGGUUGGAGUAAACCCUGGCAUGUUGAUGCUGGGCUUUAUGGUAGGCUGCGCAUUUCUAUCUAUGUGGCUAAGCAACACCUCCACAGUGGCCAUGGUGAUGCCAAUAGCAGAGGCAGUUAUGCAGCAGGUCAUGAGUGCAGAGAGCCAGGUCUGCAGCAAGCAGGAAAAAGCACUGAAUGGCAUCUGCAAUACUGCCCUUCAGCUGGAGGAAGACGCUACAGAUGAGUGUGAAAAGGCCACAGAUGUCAAAGCAGAUGUGAAGAGCCCAGAGCCAGAGAUAAAGGAAGUGACUGUUACUGUUUUUGAUCAAGCUCAUUCCACAGAAACUCCACCAAGUUCUCCAUCACACCCAGAAGACAGAACUCAUCGAGACCAAAUGAUGUGUAAAAGUUUGUCUCUGGCUAUUGCCUACUCUGCAAACAUAGGGGGACUGACUACUCUGCCAGGAACAUCCUCAAAUCUUAUCUUUGCUGAAUAUAUUCAUCAAUUCUACCCCGAUUGCAAGUCCAUCAAUUUUGGAAACUGGUUUAUUUUCUCCCUGCCUGUCUGUAUCAUUGUCCUUUUUCUGGCUUGGAUAUGGUUACACUGGCUGUUUCUGGGCUCCAAUUUCAAUUGUAUGCGGCGUUCCAGAGGAGGCGAUUCUGAGAGAGAAAAGGCAGCAGCCAAGCAUAUCCGAGAUCAGUAUAAUGCACUGGGACGUAUAAGCCGACAGGAGAUGAUCACCCUUGUUAUUUUUGUGCUGAUGGCAGUGCUGUGGUUCAUGCGAGAUCCUGGCUUCAUGCCAGGCUGGGCAUCUCUGUUUCCUGACUACCCAGGAUAUGCUACUGAUGCCACUGUGGCUCUUUUUCUGGGCAUGUUGUUUUUCAUCAUCCCUGCUUCCAAACCAACGUUAGAUAACUAUGAGACUUUCAUAACAUGGAAGGAAUUCCAAGCCUGUAUGCCAUGGGAAAUCUGUUUGCUUGUGGGAGGAGGUUUUGCUUUAGCAGAGGGGACUAAGGUAUCUGGUUUAUCCUCCUGGGUUGCAGAAUUAAUGAGUCCACUGGGCAAUCUCCCAGUAUUGGCCAUUGUCACUAUUGCCUGUCUGAUUGUUACAUCCAUCACUGAAGUCGCUAGUAAUCCAGCCACCAUCACCAUCUUUCUGCCCAUACUCGCUCCGUUGGCUGAAGCUAUCAGUAUUAACCCACUCUACAUGUUGAUACCAGCCACUCUAAGCGUGUCAUUUUCCUUUUUACUUCCUGUUUCCAACCCUCCCAAUGCCAUCGUCUUCGCAUAUGGGCACCUUAAAAUCAUGGAUAUGGUAAAAGCAGGGCUGGGCUUGAAUGUCAUUGGUGUUUUAACAGUGCUGCUGGCUAUCAGUACCUGGGGAGUACCAAUCUUUGAGCUGGAUACUUAUCCGGAAUGGGCUCCCCCUCAUGGCCUAACUAAUGCAACCGGGCUGUGAACUGCUACAGCGUACUGAUUAGUCUAAUAAGCAAGGACUGGUUGAGAAAACAAACCAUAAAUUAGUAGAAAGGUGCAACUCAUCAGGUGGAAUUCAUCAGGUAACAACUGAAAAUGGAAAGUGUACAGUAUAUUUGUAUUAUAGCUCAUAUGUUCCAUUUCUUUGCAUUAUGUGGACUUGUAGUAACUUUAACAGUGGAUUAUGGAUAUAAGCAUUAUUGCACAGUCAGCAAAUUCACAUUUUGUUACAGUUUUCCAUUAGUAGUCCAAUAUGUUAUUUAAUGUACAAAUAGACAAACCCGUUUCAAAAAAAGGUGGGCCAGUUUAUAAAAUGCAGUAAAAAAGUACUUGUACUUGUAA